AUGGUCCGAUAUUCCAAGUUACCAUUUCGACAGCUCGUCUCGGAGUACGAGACCCACAUCACAUUCACCCCGAUGAUCCUAGCGCAAGAGUUUUGUUUAUCGGCGAAAGCGAGGGACUCGGAUUUCUCGACCAACGCCGCCGAACGAGGGAUCUUCCUCAUGCAAGAAUCUCCUCUGGUCGCCCAAUUCGGCGGUCAUGAUCCAUUCUACAUGGGCCAUGCUGCCGCAUUGAUCAAAAAGUACGUAGAUGGGAUCGAUAUCAACUGCGGAUGUCCGCAACAAUGGGCAUACAAAGAAGGCAUUGGCUCGGCCCUCCUGCGCAAGCCUGACCUGGUCCGUGAGCUGGUCCGUUCUAUCAAAGUCUCGUGUGGCGAAGAUUUCCCAGUAUCGAUCAAGAUUCGAAUAGAUGACGACUUGAGAAACACUUCUCAACUUAUCAAAACUGCGAUCCAAGCCAAUGUUUCGAUGAUCACGGUGCAUGGACGUACACGACGACAAGCGAGUUCGUAUCCGGUGAAUUUAGAGUCGAUCAAGUUUGCGAAUGAAGAGGCCCGGUCGAGUUCGCAUGGGACAAGAGUCCCGGUGGUUGCUAAUGGGGACAUCUUCUCGUUGGAUGAUGCGAGGAAGACCCGUGAGAUGUGUGGGGUGCAUGGGGUGAUGAGUGCGCGAGGAUUGCAGGAAAAUCCGGCCCUGUUUGCUGGGUAUGAUCGGAUCCCUCUUGCAGGUAUCCAACGUUUUCUGAGUCUGUCGGCCCAAAAUGGAUUCAUGUUCCCGCUGUUCCAUCGGCAUUUGGCUGAUAUGUUAGGCCCAUGGUUCUCGAGUCGAGAAGAAAAGAAGUUCUUCAACAUGUUGUCGAGUCCUCCUUCUGUCAUCGAUUUCUUAGAGGAAACUUAUAAUAUUCAACCUCUACCAUUACCUGAAAUUAUCUUUUGA
Molecule: messenger RNA, 933 nt
Organism: Puccinia graminis f. sp. tritici CRL 75-36-700-3
Lineage: Eukaryota; Fungi; Basidiomycota; Pucciniomycetes; Pucciniales; Pucciniaceae
Exons: 9
Coding region: 1-933 (310 amino acids)
Biological process (GO): tRNA processing
Molecular function (GO): flavin adenine dinucleotide binding; tRNA dihydrouridine synthase activity
Source: RefSeq, a predicted model, not a curated record